Molecule: messenger RNA, 1698 nt
Organism: Osmia bicornis bicornis
Lineage: Eukaryota; Metazoa; Arthropoda; Insecta; Hymenoptera; Megachilidae
Product: mitochondrial import inner membrane translocase subunit Tim29
Exons: 3
Coding region: 626-1258 (210 amino acids)
Biological process (GO): protein insertion into mitochondrial inner membrane
Cellular component (GO): TIM22 mitochondrial import inner membrane insertion complex
Source: RefSeq, a predicted model, not a curated record
UUAUUUUCUUUGCUUAUUAAAUAAGCUCAUCGAAGAGGAUUAUGAUUGUAUCCCUCUUCUGGGCCUCGGCCGAGGACCCCUUUUAUUUCCCUUUUUCCAAUUAUCUCUCUUUAUAGGCCAAGGCCACCCCUUUCAGUUAUUAAUUAUUUUAUGCUUCUUUAUGGGCGAAGACCUACGCUCCCUAACUAUUUAUUAUCCUACGCCUCUUUAUGGACCAGGACCUCCCUUGGCAGAUUUUCUACAUUACUUUUAACAUUAAUAUCGUCAAAAUUAAUACAAUAAAAUACUUUCAGUAUUUUGCAUAACAUUGCUUUAAAUAGUGUAUACAAUAUCAUAGAAUCCGUUCUUAUUUAUUUAAAGUAUUUAUUGAAAUAUUUAAAGUAUUGUACUUAAUCUUUUCUAAGAGUUAAAUGAUUAUACAUCAGGAGCGUUUAAAAAUAAUAUUUUUAUAUAUAUAAAUGUAUUUCUUAUGUUCUUCAUUCACGUGGAUAACCUCAGUUUUACAACAGGAACUCGAGUUUAUCCUGUUCUUCACCGAAUAACAUAAAAAUGUAUAGUAAUAUGAGAUGUAUAUUUUAAAUGAUAUUGUGUUUAUUUUGAGUUUGUUAUACUAACUUUGAUCAACAUGAAUUACGUUAAAUUCAUCCAGUUUCGGAAUUAUAAAUUUACAUCAAAAAUAGUAAACAAAACUAAUGAUAUUUUGUAUAAAGUUCAGAAUUUUGAAACACCAGAAAAAUUAAAAGGGACAUUUGUCGAACGAUGGGGUAAAUAUUGGAAGAAUCUUUUCACAGAUUACAAGGAAGUAGCAGUGAGUGUUGUGAAUGAUUGUAAAGAACGUCCAAUAAAAGCUUCCGUAUAUGCUUCAGUUCUAGCAUUCUGUAUAUAUUUAAACAAACAUAAUCCAGAUGAAAGUUCCUUCAGGGAACAGUUAUUACAAAACACUAUAAAGAUAAUGCAAGUGGGAGAAACUGUACGUAAUCCAGUAUCUGAAUAUCAUGUGAAAUGGUUAGGACAAUGCUACAAUGAAGGAAUUGUACGAAGAAUGAACUUGGGUAUAGUUUCUUUGAUUUGGUUAGAUGACUAUGAUGAAACAUGUUCUUUGUAUAAAGCUGCUUGUCCUUAUUUAGAUGUACAAUAUGCAACAUUUUACCAAAGAAUAGUAGAUUUUGGAAUAUUAGAUAAGUGGUGGGUUUUAGAAAGUAAAAUGAAAGACUAUGAUGUAAAUGAAACAGAAUUUAGUGAUUUGAAAACUGAAUAAACUAUUUAAUUUAGGAAGAAUUAAAAAAAUACUUGUCCUAUUUCCAUAGAUUAACAAUUACUUUCAUAUAUUUAAUAAUAGCAAUUAUAUUAAAUUCAAAAUCACUUUAAUAUUUUCGAAAGUACAAGUUACAUAAAGAAACAAAUACUUCCUUCAAAAGAAGUUUUUGAAACCUUUCUGUAUAGUACAAAUAUCUUCUUUUAAAAUCUAACAAACAAGUACUAUCCUUAGUAAUAUUUAUAGCUUAAGUAUUUAUAUUUUUUCGACCUCACAAAAUAAUUACUACUUAAAGUAGAAAACAUGCUUUUAUUUCAAAUAUGUGUAGAUUCCUAAAAUAUAGUAUCAAAACAUAUAUCAACCGAGUGUAGCUGCUAAUACAAACAUUAUUUAAUAUACAUAUAUCAAAUAUAUAAUUAUUUUAACAUUUAAAUAUCAUUUGG